CAAAGAAAGACAAGAGAAAAUAGGAUAAAUUUUGUUGUAUUUUCUAUUGCACACACAAACUAAGAAUAAAUAAAUUUUUCUUACCAUUUAUUUUAUUUAUUUUAAGUGGUACUGUGAUAAAAUGCAAAUAAUCCUCCUGUAAAUUAAUAUUUUAAAAAACAUGGAUGGUUUUGUGCCCGAAGACAAAUAUCAAAAGUUAGCAAGUGAAUAUGCCAAGCUCAGAGCCCAGGCUUCAGUACUAAGGAAAGCUUUAUUAGAAGAGCAGGCCAAAAGUUCGUCACUAAGAGACCAACUAAAACAAAAGGAGACUACUCUGAGACGAGACGAACAAGAGAUCGAUUCUUUGGGUUUUCGAAACAAACAACUGGAACAUCGCGUGGCUUCUUUGCAAGAAGAAUUGGUUAAAAGUGAAGCACGAAAAAAGGAAAAAGACGCCAAAAAGAAAGGAAACAAUGAUAAAAUCGAAGCGCAACAAGUGAAUUUAAUGAGCGGGCAUAAAGAUGACAUUUCCCAAGACUCAUUGAUAUUUGAAGAACUACAAAAAAAGAUUAUGGAAAAUGCCGAAUUAACUUCGUUGAUUGAUGACAGGGAGAGAAGUUUACAAAUGCAUUCGGAGCAUAUUAAAGGUAUGGAACAAAUGAUAGAAAAACAUAACCUCGAGCAUGCUGAAGUGGAAAAACGACUUAGAAAAGAAAUGGAAAUCUUACAAAGUCGCAACCAAGAAUUGGAAACUAAACUUGUUGAGGCCGCUAGUAUGUUGGGGAGUGAAGAUGCAUUAAGUGCAUCUGGAAGUGACUACACACCAUACCAUAAUAACAACCAAAUACAACAUCAUAGUUCGCAUCAGAUGAUGACAUCAGAAUGUCGCAUAACAAAUUUGGAAAAGGAAGUAGCACAUUGGCGUUCUCAGUAUGAACUUACAAAACUUUAUACUGAUACUCAGCACACAAAAUCUAAAACUGAAGUUAAUACGUCCUCAAAUCCAAGUAGAUCUUCAGGAAAUUUAUUCGACUGCAGUUCAACAACCACAGCAGCAGGUCUUACUUCUGUACCUUUAGUUGCAGAGGGUAAAAGUUCACGCGAUUCAAAAACAGAGCAGUUUAUACCAACCACCAAAGAAUUGUUACUGUUUAAUAAUUUGGGUAAAAAGUUUGAAGAUCUAUUGAGGGAAAAGCUUUUAGCAGAAUCUCGUCUUGCUACUUUUAUAUUAGAAGUUGACCAUUUGCAAAAUUGUCUCGAAAAUGCCACACAUGAACUUAAGGGUAAAGAUGAACAAUUGGAUAGCAUCAAUCAGGCUUUGCAUUUAUUGGAAGAGGACUUGACCACAACUCGAGUUAAUUACGAUGAGCAAAUUAGUGUUUUGACUGAACAGGUCAUUAAUCUCAGUGAACAAUUGGCUGCCAGCAAGUAAAUACAAAAAUUGGCCUGGAUUGCCUACUCAAAAGUUUGUUUCUAUUAUUUAAGAUUUCUUACUUUUAUGCUUAGCCUAAUAGAUACCGACAUGUAAUUAGUAAAAAACACAAUUGUAUAUAACAUAAAUAAAUUACAUAAAGAAAAACAA
This is a messenger RNA of Calliphora vicina (urban bluebottle blowfly), 1561 nucleotides long. RefSeq names its product protein phosphatase 1 regulatory subunit 21. The coding region runs from base 161 to 1411 and encodes 416 amino acids. NCBI's taxonomy places the organism in Eukaryota, Metazoa, Arthropoda, Insecta, Diptera, Calliphoridae. The record is from RefSeq and is a predicted model, not a curated record. The transcript has 6 exons. Gene Ontology annotation, cellular component: early endosome; membrane.